Coccinella septempunctata (seven-spotted ladybird) is the source of this 2146-nucleotide messenger RNA. RefSeq lists its product as uncharacterized. Bases 374 to 1861 code for a protein of 495 amino acids. Lineage: Eukaryota; Metazoa; Arthropoda; Insecta; Coleoptera; Coccinellidae. The record is from RefSeq and is a predicted model, not a curated record. The transcript is spliced from 4 exons.
ACCGUCUCCAGCGAGGCAAAAGGUUAUAUGGCGGCCCCUCCAUCGAACGGUAUUUUGCGAGCUGCGUCCAAGACAUCUCCUGCACCCGAUGAGUUGGUAACACUUUCAGUUUCUUUGGUGGGUUCUAGCAGGCCGGCCGUAUUCGUAACCCGUAACGUGUUACGUUGCGUCUGAUCUCGUAUCAAUACGCGCUAAAUUUUCCGACGAUUCUUUUGACUCGGUAGCCGGUGUUGUUUCCCGUUGUAUCUCUGUGGAUGAUCUUUGGUUUAUGGUUCUUCCGUUAGCCAUUCGACGAGAGGUGCAAAUUGGAAAUCUUCAAGACCUUGGAGGAAUGCUCAUAUCGGACAUAGGCCUGAACCGAAAUCCCUGAGAUAUGGUGAGAUGGCUAGAACCACAAAAAGAAACGGAACCACCCGAUCGCCUCCUGAUGGGUCCUUUGAAGGUACCCGUGGGCAAGGGCGAGAUCACAGACGACCCCCUGGCGACCAUAGAUGCCACGAUAUCGAACAAACGUCAGAUUUAUUCCGUCAGCAGGUCAGUGAUGUUACCUAGAAUCUCAAUCAACAAGUCUACGCCUGAGGGGGUGCCACAGUAUACUUUUUCUGGUGGAGGGGUGAACCCCCUCUUCAAGGAAAAUAUGCCCUACAUAGACACCUACAGGAAGCCCAAGAGAAAUGGCUUCACCAACAGGCAGCCUAGGCAGAACUCCUUCACGUCUGCCGAUAAGUCAGGAUCUUCGGGAUACGGAAGCAGCAGGAUAAGCAGCAACUUCGAUCCCCUGUACGAAAGAGUUCCAAGGGACCCAGAUGCUGUCCUCAUCGUAGAACAAAACCCAAAUUUCGUGAAAUCCAUUCGGAUUUGCAGACAAAAAGACGCGAAGAACUCCGUGCCAUCGUCAGGAUCUGGUUCAUCCUCUGGAACCCUCAAUACUAUACCGGAAGGCAAGGUGGAUCUGACCAGACCCAAGAACAUCUGGCCCGAACAAGAUGAGAAGAGGUUGGAGCACUACGAUUCUUUGGUGGACGACGCCCUCUUGUUGUACACGAGCUUGAGUUACAUGCCGGAGAUCGAGAAGCAUUCCCUUGGCGUGCAGAUAUCAGUCACUGAAUUGCUGGUCGACAUAUUGAAACACGUGAAUUCUGCGUUGGAAGGUCAAACGGACAGGAACCCAGAAGACGUCCUGAAGAUUGUCACGAACAAGAUCAGUUUGGGUUUGGAGGUGUUGAAGAACAGCACUGAGGAGGACAUGAGGAAGCUCUGCGUCAACUUGAGGAACUGCAAAAAGGUGAAUUCCGUCUUGCGAGCCUUCGGAAACUCAAAUUCUUCCUCAACAUCCGGCGAAUGGAGCAGCAAUAAGGCUAGGAGUACUUCCCCAGACAUCGAUGAUAAUUACGAUACUCAUUUUUCGUCUCCUUCGAGCAGUGCUUUCAGUGAUUCGGUGAAAGAUCAUUCGGACCCUAAUUUGGACUACGAUCAUCCGCAGGAUUUUGGAAAUUCGCGCGGGAGUCUACAGGGUGACUCUAAAUCGAAAUCGUGCUCGAUCAGGGCUGUGAAUGAUGGGAAACCUUCGGUUUGGGAACAGUAUUACGGUGUGAAAGCUGAUGAUGGAAUUGAGGUCCAAAAAGUUGUGCCAAAACCUACUGAUGUGCCAAUAUUUCCCGGUGGAAGACCAGAGGCGGACUUCACCCUGGACGUCCCUAGAUCGGAGCACCUUUCCAAGAAGAUGAGGGAAGACAAAAAAUGGCGGUUCAGAUGCCGCGUCCUCACAGGAUUCCUCGGUCUGGUGUUCUUCCUCCUCUCUGUGAUGGCCGUUAGUCUGAUGUUGACCAGGGGGAAAAGAAUGUUCGGCUCUAUGAUGUGAUAUUAAUUAGAAGAAAAAAAUUGAUGAAUCAGAACCAGUCCCAACUUCGAGACUUUGAAAGUUGAGAGGGUCGAAUAUAAUAAUGUUAGGAGAAGUAUGAAAUAUAAGAUUAAGGAUGACAGAUUAUUUUAAAUAAUUCAACUCAAUGGUUCAGUUGAGGUUUGCUCGUAUCACUUGACUCACGUGAACUUAAAAUUUCAAUCACUUAGGUACUAUUACCAGUCCAAAAUUUAUCGGACCUUGUUUAUACUCAAUCGGGUUAGAAAUGUUGAAAGAAAUAUAGUU